ACGUACGAUACGAAAAUCUAACAAAUCUUCAACCUUGGAAAAAGUCUUAGCUAUGAGCAGUUGCGAAGUCAUCGCUAUGAGACACCAGCAAUCAUGAACGAACACGAUUCGUGAAAAAAAAUUUAGCGUGUGUUUAAAGUUUGGUCAAAAUAACUUGCUCUAAUGCAGAUUGUUAUUGUCUCAAAUUGUUGUAUAUUUUUGUGAAAGCGUGUGGUGUUCGUAUAUUUUGUUAUAAAUCACUUAAAAAACUAUGAGCGAUGCCGGUGGAAGUGACCUAUCCGAGGCAGAUCGUCGUCGAAUCGAGGCUAACCGGCAGCGUGCCCUGAAUCUCCGACAAGCGCGCCUAACGGCUCACCCCUAUGGAAGCGCGGGAGAUAAACAACGUCCCCAGGAAACGGCCGUCGCCGUGGGCAAUGUAAUCAAAGUGUCCGGGACCAAGUACAUCGACAGUGGUGGAGGCUUUCUGAUCGAGCAACGGACCUGUGUUGACCCCAAAGAUCAGGAACCGGCUGCGGUCGACGAGAGGGAAGUGGAGAAGGAUUCCGUUCCGGUUCCGAUCGAGUACGACGAGUGUUUGGAUUGCGGGGACCGGUUUGCCGAUUCGUACCUGUUGGCCACAUUCGAUUACAAGGUUUGCGAUGCAUGUCGAGAUUCGGACGGGAAGCACUCGCUCAUAACGAGAACCGAGGCCAAGCAGGAAUAUCUGCUGAAGGAUUGCGACCUGGAUAAGCGGGAACCGAUACUGAAGUAUGUGAGCAGGAAGAAUCCGCACAACGUGCGCUGGGGAGAGAUGAAGCUGUAUCUACACAUUCAGGUGGAGGAGCGAGCGUUGGAGGUUUGGGGAUCGGAGGAGAAUCUCAUCAAGGAGAAGGAACUGAGGGAGGAGAAGCGGGAGGUGACCAAGGUCAAGAAGUACAACAAACGGCUGAAGGAGCUGAGGAUGGACGUUCGGAGCAGUUUGUACGAUAAGACUUCACAGGCCCAUCAGCAUAGCUGGGGGGAGGGCGAAGUUUACAAUGAGGAAGAGGAUACCUACACGAGGACCUGCGAAACAUGUGGCCACAAGGAAACGUACGAAAAGAUGUGAUUUGGUUGGCCUUCGGAACAGUCGGUUGCUGGUGUUCGGUUCUGUUAUGAUAUUCCGUGUAUUCUCUUUGUUUGGUUAAUAGUAGUAAACAACAGUAGUUUUUAAGAUUAUCAUUAAAACAGAUAAUUCAUUUUAGGCGUUUCUAAUUACAAACAAUCAUAUUUGCCUCUUUGAAGCAUUGCAAAA
Messenger RNA from Aedes aegypti (yellow fever mosquito), 1273 nucleotides. RefSeq names its product DNA repair protein complementing XP-A cells homolog (gene Xpac). The coding region runs from base 251 to 1087 and encodes 278 amino acids. Gene Ontology annotation, biological process: nucleotide-excision repair, DNA damage recognition; nucleotide-excision repair involved in interstrand cross-link repair; UV-damage excision repair. Gene Ontology annotation, cellular component: nucleotide-excision repair factor 1 complex. The record is from RefSeq and is a predicted model, not a curated record. NCBI's taxonomy places the organism in Eukaryota, Metazoa, Arthropoda, Insecta, Diptera, Culicidae. The transcript has 2 exons. Gene Ontology annotation, molecular function: damaged DNA binding.